Molecule: messenger RNA, 6721 nt
Organism: Octopus sinensis (East Asian common octopus)
Lineage: Eukaryota; Metazoa; Mollusca; Cephalopoda; Octopoda; Octopodidae
Product: anillin
Exons: 19
Coding region: 179-4183 (1334 amino acids)
Biological process (GO): actomyosin contractile ring assembly; mitotic cytokinesis; septin ring organization
Cellular component (GO): actomyosin contractile ring
Source: RefSeq, a predicted model, not a curated record
CACUAUCAACCGGCGCUAAGUUUGAAUUAGAUAAUUACAAGUAUAUUUUACUAGUGUCCUGCAAGUUAAUUGUUUAUCUCGAACUUAAUUAUAUUCAAAUAUACCUCUUGUGAUUGUUAUUUAUUAUUCAACACAAAUCGGCUAAAGGUAUUCGAGUUCAGUCUCGAUACAUAACACCAUGGAUGAAGAAACACGGAAAAUCAUUGAGAGGACUAAAGAACGAAGAGAGAGGCUGAAAAUGAUGAGUGAGACAGAUGGAAUAUACAGUAGACGGAGACCUUUAUCUGAAGACAUGUCAGCUAAUAUAGAAACAGUUCAAGAUGAUGAUUCUCCUAAACGUCAGUGUCUCCGAUCAGCAGAACAAAAUAUAAAACCAGAUACCCCGGCUAUACGUGGUGUACAGUCGCGGAGAAAUGACUUGACUACUCUUUGUCUUAGUUCUGAUGAUGGUGAUUAUGUACCAGUCCCAGUACCGCGAAAGUCUCUUUGCCAAGAAGAAAAUAGAGAUCCAAAUGAAGAAGUAUUCAAGCCACAGUGUCGCUCUCGUCUGGCUAAACUAGCUCAGCGUAUUAAUGCUUGGGAUGAUGACUAUUCAAAACAUGAAACAGUUGGCUUAUUUAGUCGACCCAACUCAGUUCAUUUAGUUGACAGGGAACGUGACAUACCAAUGACUACUGAGGGGCAACUGGAAACUAGAAAUUCUCGGUCAAGGACUGCUGCUCCAGUGGCCCCUCAUAUGAGGUCUCCUCGCUCCAAAUCUGCUGCACCCAUGGCAUCUGCACCUGCAACACCUCUGCCAGUGCGUUCAAAGUCUCCUGGUCCUUCAUAUACUCCAAGAUCUCCAGCACCUGUUGCUCCACGUCUUAUUCCAGGUGAUGACUUAGAAUCAGCUAUUGAGACAAUGUCAAGGCAGCAGAAGCCAUUAAGAAACAACAAAAAGAACCCUUAUACUGCCAAAGGUAGUGGUCAAGACCAUUUGCAGGAUAUUCCCAGUGAAAUACCUGUUAAUGCUCGGGGGCUUAAUGAUUCCUUUACUCAAGGAGAAACCACAGAUGAUGAACCAACUAACAAACCAGUCUCUGAGCGAUUGGCCAAAUGGUCAAAGAAAGUAUCUGCAACAGAAACUAACUGUGUAAGUCCAGCAAGUCCUUCUAAAAGUGAAAAUACUCAGCCAAAUUCUAAAACCAUUACCCCUAUGGGCAAUAGAUGCAGCCAGAACUUGUCAUCAAAAGUUGCUCAACUUGAGAAGAGCCUAGGGAUUUCAUCUACACCAAAACAAAACAGAUCUGCAUUUAGCAAUCAACAGUCUUCCCAGUCAUCAGGUUCUUCUUCAGUGCAGAUUAACAGCGUAUCGUCUAGUGUACCAUCAUCAGCAACACAUAAUACUCCUGCAGCUGAACCUGUAAAUAUGAGAAAUAAAGAGGGUAACAAGCGCCGUGAGAGUUUUGAACCAACAAGCCAGUCGGUUUCUAAAAGAAUGGCUGAAUGGCAAAAGAAAGUCAACACUCUUGAAGCGGUGACUGAGAAAGAACCAACUGCUUAUCCAGUAAAUGCUCGCAUGUCUGCAUGGGAACAGGUGACUGCCAGUGGGAGUACUGAAUCCAACAAAAUGAUUAAGCCUAAAGGUACUACAUUACCUUGUCCUACUACAACACCUUCGAGACCAGUGUCUGCAAAUAUUCCCAAAUCUCCUGGAAUGUCAAGGAAAUUCGAAUCUCCUGUUGUCAGAUCCAAUUCUAUUGAAUCUAAAUCUAAGCCUCUGAGCCCUUCAAAAGCCAGCUGUGCCAUGAAAGCUAUUCAACAGCGCUUGUUUGAAACUCAACAGAGUACCACCACUCAUUCAAUGGCUGAAAAAAUUCGACAGGAACGAAUGGCUGAGCUGAAAGUACUUGAAAAUCGAUGGCAUAAUGGUAUCUUAAAAGAUAACACUGUGAAAUCUAACCAAGAAAGUGAUAUCGGUGAACCUUCUGCAACUGUACCUAAUGAAAACAAGACUGGACAGAUGGUAGCAACAAGUGGAAUACCACCACCACCACCACCACCACUGCCAGGACAAAGCAAAACCACAGCCUCUGCAACUAGCUCCACGAUUACUGCUUCUGCUGGGGAGAACAAUAGUAUAUUCAAACUGGUUGCAGCCCCUCAGAAUUCUGCAGUCCCCGAAAAGAAGUCUGCUCUAGUAAAUCCAGGGGAUACUCCUUUGAAGAGUGUAGUUAAGCAAGUUCAUUUUGAGGACAGCUUUGAAAGUUCAGAUGACUAUUAUGGAUAUGGAAAUUAUCAAGAAUCCAGCAUUGAUGAUAUCAGUGAUGAGACUGAUGCAGAAAGAACCCUCGAGUCUCAUCGAGACUUACAAUACAUGGAGCAAGAUUUUGAGGAAGAUUAUUAUUCCAGCAGUGAAGAGAACGAAGCCCUAUGCCGUGCUGCAGCUGCUCACAACAGCAUGUCCCAUCCCGACAAUGAUGAGAGUGAUGAUGUCAGCAUCAGUGCCUUCGUGCCAGAAUCUGUGCGUCAACAAUAUAAGCUUUCUCUGCAAACAGAAAGCUCCACUAAUAUUAUUGAACUGGGCAAACGCCAACAGCAUUUGGAAAAAAACAAAAAUCGCAAAUACCAGCCCCAUGAUAAUAUAGACAGCACUGACGACACUUUGGAUGAAGAUUACGAUAGUGAUGAGAUGGAAUCUAUGGGAACCACAAGUGUGGACGACUUGAUUGAUGAUGCUUUGGACUCAGAUACAGAUGACAAUAGACCCCAAACAACCCCAAUUCAAUCAGCUAACAAGCGUGGCAGUCAUUUGUUAGCCACUUGUACAGACAGUUGCUAUGAUGAUACAACAACAGAUGAUGAUGUGGUGAUGCGCAAGAGAAGCCCUCUGAUGUACAGUAUUAGCAUGUAUCGCUCAAAAAGAUUCAGUAACAACACUACACCUGUUCAAAAAAUUGUACGAAAUAGCCGUCCUAUGAGCAGUGAAGAAGAACUGGAAAGAGAGACUCCGAAGGAGGAUAGUCGUAAGAGUAUAUUAGAAAGGAUAAAGCAACUCAGUAAUCAGGUAUCCCUUGAACAGACUGUAAUUUUGCAAACCAGCAAUGCACUAAAUCAGUGCUGCACUGAAGGCUCCAAUUUCAGUGGUUCGGCCCAGCAAGUGGAAUGCCACAAGUUACUUUUAAUUGCCUGUCAGAAGCGCCGAGCAUAUUUAGAAGAAAUUCAGCGUUUGAAAACUUCGAACUGCUUGAAUCCUUUUGGGCCUGGCACUAAAGGAACUUUGGCUAUAAGUGACAUCCGACUACCAUUGAAAAAAGACUUUGUCAGCAGACUGAGCACAGUGUAUGAUCUGAAUGUUUUCUACUAUGUUAUACUCCUCCGUAAUGGUCCUCAGGUGUUUACCACUCAGCUUAUGUCAACACAUGAUCCAAUGGUCAGAGGAAGUUUGGACUUUCCAAACAUGAUAAAAAUGACAGAUAUUACAUCAAAAUUUCAAGUUACUUUGGAGCUCUAUGAAAUGAAAUUGUCAAAAGAUAGAAGCUGCAAAAAGAAAAAGAGCAAGAAAUGUAAGGCACCACCUAUAUUACCAGUUUCCAGCAACCCAGCAGGUCCUACUUCGAUUCACAGCAGCAGCUUUACUCUCACCUGGUCUACCACUCUGAAAAUGUCAAAUAUUGAUAAAAAUAGCUUCACUAUGGACCGAGUUCCUUAUGAUGCCCCUUUGAUAGGAUCUAUUUAUCUCCGUAUGAAAUGCAACAUGGAAACCAAUGUUAGUGAGAGUGGCUUUCUGACUAUGUUUGAAGAUGUAAGUGGGUUAGGUGCCUGGCAUAGGCGUUGGUGUGUUCUUUCUGGAAACAAAAUGAAAUAUUGGAAAUAUCCAGAUGAUGAAAACAGAAAGGAUCCUAUUGGUUACAUUGACCUAAAGAGAUGUAUCACUGAGAAAGUUGGGCUAAUCUCACGAGAUAUCUGUGCUCGACCAAACACAUUUGAGAUGUGUACUGUAAGACCACUUCGGGCUGGAGAAGAAGACACAUUGGUCACUCGAAAACAUCACACAAUGGCUACAAUCAGACAUAUGUUAUCUGCAGACACCAAAGAAGAACGCAUUUUAUGGUGCAACAAAUUAAAUGAAGCUCUUGAAAACAUCCGGGCUUGGCAAGUGGAUGCAUUAAAGCCUAUCAAAGUUCCAUCUCAUGCUGUCUAGCUGUGAUAUACAUAUUCUUUACUUUCUGAUACCCACCUUUUGCUAGUUAUUACUGAAUCCUAAUGUCGUGUUGCAUUAGCUUGUGAUUGUCCUUCUUAUCCAGAUCAUGUUGUGAACUGGCUAUAUAACAAAUAAUGUCUAGCAACGAUACUAUUUAUAUAUAAUCAUAUUUAUUCCCUUUUUUUUUCUCUCUCUGUUAUAUAUGAAUGUGAUGUUCAUCUCAUGGUCACAAUCCAGGUAUAGCAGAUAUCUGCACUGAAAUAGUUUUAGAGGAAAAUUUACAAUAUUUUUGCACCUGACAUUGUCUUUUGUGAUCAAAAAGCCUUUCUGAACAAAUCACACACAUUAAUAAACGAUUUUAAGACUUUCAUUCAUCAGAGAAUAUAUUUUGUGUAUUUAAACUAAAUACUGAUAUAGGUAUUUGAAUAACGAGAAAAUUAUGGGUGGGGGGGAUAAAUACAGGUAAUUGCCAUGCAUUUGUUUACUUUUUUGUGGCAUUUUUAUAUUGAUUAUCAGUUUAAAUAUACCCAAUAUUAUGUUUGUUACUUAAUUCAAUUGAGUAAAAAUUGGAUCAGGACUAUCUUAAUGGUGCAAGUGUGUGUUGUUCGAAAAGAGAUCACAUUGGAAAUUUGUAACUUAUAUUUUUAAUAUGUAUUUUCAGGAGAUUGCUAUGCUGCUGCUUUUUAUUAUUAUCAUAAUUAAAAGUAAGGACUGUGGAUUGUCAGAACAUUGGACAAUAUACCUUGUGGUAUUUGCUCCAAUUCUUUAUUCUCUGAGUUCAAAUCCCUCUAAAGUCAACUUUUCCUUUCUGGGAUUGAUAAAAUAAAAUAUCCAUCAGGUAUUGAGAUGGCUUAACUGACUAGCCCCUCUUCAAAAUUUUUGGCUUUACUCUGCUAAAAAUCAUUAUUAUGAGCCGUGAAUUAGUGAAAAUAGUAGUACUUGCAGUAUCAAGUUAUGGUUUAGGUUGACUUGGUCUUUCAUGUUCCGGGGUAAUUAUUAAAUAGUAGCCAAAUAUGGGAGUCUAACUAACCAUUGUACCCAACUCUAAUAUUUGUGUCUUUGUGCUGAUGUUGGAAAUUAUUGUUAGUAAGAAUAGUGGAUUGACAGAACCAAUAGUAUACUGGACUAAAUAUCUCACAGUAUUUAAUCUUGUCGCCAUAUAUUCUCAAUUCAUACCCACUUAUAGCUGGUUUAUAACUCUCGUCUCGUAAGAUCAUGUCUUGUACAGACAUCAACUGAAAUUAACUCUAACAUUUCAUAAACUUGUCUUUGUAACUAUGUUAGAAAUCGCUAUUAUUAUCAUUGUUACUCAAGAUUGUGAGAUGGCUGAAUCAUUUGGACACUGGACACAAUACAUAGUAACAUUCUGUCUGUCUUUGUUUUGAGUUUAAAUUCCACCAAGGUUCACUUUGCCUUUCAUUCCAUUGAGGUUGAUAAAAUAACCACCAUCAGAUUACUGGGGUUGAUGUAAUCAGCUUCCAUCUUCCCUUCAAAAACUGCUGACUUUGUGCCAAAUUUUGAAACUUAUUAAUAACAUUACUACUUUGCUGAGGAGGAUGGUAAGUUAGAAGAUAAAGUGACCACAGGCAUGGCCAAGUGAUUAAGUUCACUUUGUGAUUUCCUGAUUCCUGCCACUGCAUGUCAUUUUGGCUAUCUUUUGACAUAGUCUUAGUAAAAGUGGCCUGAUGGAAACUGCAUAGAAGCCUGUAGUAUGGAUUAUGUCUAUAAUUUAAUGGUCUAGCCUUGUCAUAUAUCAUGUCAACUGAUCCAACCUGAGAAUUACAUAAAAUGUUCAUUAAAAUUAAUGGAGAAUCCAGCAGCACAGCAAGUAGGAUGUUUUAUUGGUCCCUUUAUAUACCGAGUUCAGAAAUAUUGUAUCUAAAACUUCAGUAGGCUUUUUUUAAGUAAUUGUGGAAACCUACUGUUUUAGUAAUAUCUUAUCAUUUGUAUAUAUAACCGAUGUCUAGGUUGACAUCUGUUAGAAAUUUAUAUUGUACUCAUUUUGUAUUUUCAUUUGUUACUCUAGUGUGAAAAGUGAAAAUUCAUCAAACUUAAAACCGGACAAUCAGUCUUGGAACCGAACAUUUUAAAAAUUACGACUGACUUAAGCAUUUACAUAUCUUUCCCCACACAUGCAUACUUAGAAUUUUAAUUUUGAAGCAAAAUUUUAGGGGUUUAUUAUAUUUUUUUUUCCCCUUCUCUUCCCACCACAGAUUGCUUGUGAGUUUGUAUCAGUGACAAUAUAUGUUUGUGAAUGAAUUGUUUGUGUCUGGAAGAAAUAGCUUUUAUACUAUACCUUAGCCCAUCAGUUACAGAAUACUGGUGAUGCAUAAUAUAUUUUAAUUAAUCACCCACCUCAGCUUCUUUUUCUGAUAAAGGUAAUAUUUGUAGAAUGCUAACUGAGAAAGAUAUAUAAUAUAUUGACUAUUUUGUUGUUUAGAACCUUUGUGAUAUCAAAACCCAGUAGGGUAGGGUUCUUUUCUUUCAUCAGAGAAAGAUCUUGUAAAUGAUUCUGGAAUAAAAACCUAUAUACACGCA